This is a messenger RNA of Culex pipiens pallens (northern house mosquito), 1276 nucleotides long. RefSeq names its product ubiquitin fusion degradation protein 1 homolog (gene Ufd1-like). The coding region runs from base 257 to 1171 and encodes 304 amino acids. Gene Ontology annotation, cellular component: VCP-NPL4-UFD1 AAA ATPase complex. Gene Ontology annotation, molecular function: polyubiquitin modification-dependent protein binding. The transcript has 3 exons. NCBI's taxonomy places the organism in Eukaryota, Metazoa, Arthropoda, Insecta, Diptera, Culicidae. The record is from RefSeq and is a predicted model, not a curated record.
CCCAUCAGCAGCAGCAGCCGCCGCAGAAGUGGAGCAAAAGCAAAACCAGAACCAUCAGGAACCAUCCACUCGAAAUCACUCAAAACAAAAGUCGACGUUUUUCGUUUGUGUUGCCUCCACCUUCGCCAAGUCAGUGCCAGCCAAAAAGAGGGACGCAAACAAAGAGACUUUCUGUUUUUUUCCGUUCGUGCAUUUCGUAAUUGUUUACGAAGGUUGUCUGCGAUUUCCGGAAGUGACAAAGGAGGCGCUCGUCACGAUGUUUCAGUUCAACGGCUUCAACAUGAUGUUCCCGGACCACUCGCGUCCCUUCAACACGACCUACAAGUGCUACUCGGUGUCGAUGCUGCCGGGGAACGAGCGCCAGGACGUGGAGAACGGGGGGAAGAUAAUCAUGCCGCCCUCGGCGCUGGACCAGCUGACCCGGCUGAACGUCGAGUACCCGAUGCUGUUCAAACUGACCAACAACAAGAUCAACCGGAGCACACACGCCGGCGUGCUGGAGUUUGUCGCGGACGAGGGAAAGAUCUACAUUCCCUACUGGAUGAUGCACAACCUGCUGCUGGAGGAGGGCGACAUCGUGCAGAUCGAGAGCGUGUCGAUUCCGGUGGCCACGUACUCCAAGUUUCAGCCGCAGAACGUCGAGUUCCUCGACAUCACCAACCCGAAGGCCGUCCUCGAGAACUGUCUGCGGAACUUUGCCUGCCUCACGACCGGUGAUCUGAUCGCGAUCAAGUACAACAACACCAGCUUCGAGCUGUCCGUCCUGGAGACCAAACCCGGCCCGGCCGUCACCAUCAUCGAGUGCGACAUGAACGUGGAGUUUGCGCCGCCCGUCGGCUACACCGAACCGCAGAAGAAGCCCAAGGAGGAGGAACCGAUGGCGGUCGAUCCGGCGGAACUGAUGCCCGAGCCGGCAGGAUUUGUGGCGUUCAAGGGGGCCGGAACGCGUCUCGACGGGAAGAAGAAGAAGGACAACGGGGCGAACGAGGCGGCACCGGUGGCGAGGGCCAACUACGUGCGCGGAAUUCCCGACUACGAGCAUCCGUUUGGGCUGCUGCGGUUCGAUCGGAGCGUGCGCAAAGCGGAAGCGAACGAGGGCGGCAAACCGGAGGAGGAUCCGUUCAAGGCGUUCCAGGGGGAGGGGUUCAGCUUAAAGAAGAGCCGGAAAUGAGAGGUUGGUCGUGAGUGAGGAGAGGGAAGGCGUUUUAUUUAUCCGCUGUAAUUUUCUUGUAAUGCGUACUUGGAAUAAAUUAUAAAUUUAUCGCGUGAAAGUGGA